UGCAGGGGAACUCACAAGGUGCUGUCAGUUUAAGCUGAUUUGAGAUUUAAUGAUCACAGGUGUGUAAAGUUGUGGCCCAAAGCAAAUGAAUGAGCAGCUUUUCAGACACAUGUUGACACCGUGCAGUGAAGCCUGGACCUCCUUGUGGUUUUGGCUCGGCCCAGCGUCCACGUUAACCAGCGACAGUGAACGCACCACGAGCCACACAAGGAACAGCCGUCGUCCGCUAAUGACAGGAGAAGUCUGCGCUUCACUCAGUGCAUCUGUGCCUAAGAUGACCCGCUGCAUGCAGGCUGACUGAACAACUCCUCCCAGCCCAAGAAAAGAGAGAAAACCGGUCGAGAAGUGAGUCAGCGACCCAAACCUCCAUCAGGAAGGCUCCACUCAUCCAGCCCCCUCCCUCCCUCCCUCCCCUCCUCUCCUCCCUCUCUCUCCCUCUCUCUCUCUCCCUAUCCCCACCUCUUUCUCUGUCUUUCUCUCCUAUCCUAACCAACAUGGCCGCUAAGUCGGAUGGAGCAGCGGUGUCUGUGGAAGAUGACAACACGCCCAGGAGCCUCUCGGAGCCGGGGAACCCCGCCGACCGGCCCCGGUGCAGCGCCGCCGGCGGGAAGCCCUACACCCUGCUGGACUGCUGCUGGGUGCUCUGCGCCCUGCUCGUCUUUUUCUCCGACGGCGCGACCGACCUGUGGCUGGCCGCCGACUACUACCUGAGAGGUGACUACUGGUGGUUCGGCUUGACGCUCGUCUUCGUCGUGGUGCCCUCAGCGGUCGUCCAGGUCUUGAGUUUCAGGUGGUUCGUGUACGACUACUCGGAUCUGAGCGGCGGGGACGGAGCGGCGAGCGGCAGUGGGACCGGCGCGGCGGCGGCGGCAGGCGCGGCAAGCGACAACACUUUAAGCACCAAGGACAGCGACCAGCGCGGCGGCUGCGCGGCGGCGGGGAACGCCGCGAAUGCCACCCCGGUUUACACGUCCUCUGCCCCGCCUGCGACGGCAGAGAGAGUCGGGGCCCCCCGGAGGUGCUGCACCGUCUGCAUGUGGGUCUUUCAAACCGUCCUCCACGUCCUGCAGCUGGGGCAAGUCUGGAGGUACAUCCACGCCCUCUACCUGGGCGCCCAGAGCCGUUGGCACGGCGACGGACCCCGUCGCCACUUCCACUGGCGGCUGAUGUUCGAGAGCGCUGACAUCACCAUGCUCCGCCUCCUGGAAGCCUUCCUGAAGUCGGCUCCGCAGCUCGUCCUCCAGCUGAGCAUCAUGAUCCACGGGAACGACGUGCUGCCUCUGCAGGGUCUCUCGGCCUCGGCCUCCUUGGUCUCUUUGGCCUGGAUGAUCGCCUCCUACCAGAAGGUUCUGCGGGACUCCCGCGAUGACAAGCUGCCCAUGUCCUACAAGGCCGUCAUCACCCAGAUGCUGUGGCACUUCUUCACCAUCGGGGCGAGAACUGUGGCCUUUGCCCUCUUCGCCUCCGUCUUCCAGCUCUAUUUCGGCAUCUUCAUCGUCAGCCACUGGUGUGUCAUGACCUUCUGGAUCAUCCAAGGUGAGACCGACUUCUGCAUGUCCAAGUGGGAGGAGAUCAUCUACAACAUGGUGGUAGGCAUCAUCUACAUCUUCUGCUGGUUCAAUGUGAAGGAGGGCCCCAGCCGCUUCCGUAUGACCGUCUACUACUCCGUGACCCUGGCUGAGAAUGUGGCACUGACCGCCGCCUGGUACACCUACCGCGGCCCGCAAACCUCCGACUCCUACGCCCUGGUGGUGGUGUGCCUGGUCGCCUGCAGCUUCGCCCUCGGGACCUUCUUCAUGUUGGUGUACUACUGCUGGCUGCACCCCGACGGGCCCGUUCUGGGCUCACAGUGGAGAGGAUGUGUGGACGAGGGCGUGGUGGGUGCAGGAGGGGUGGCAGGAGUGAUCGAUGCUUGUCUCACUCCAUCCCAAGGGUCCCAAACAGACAUGGUCAUUACCAGCCCUCCGAGGACUCUCCCCAGGACUAAAGACACAGGAGAGCCGGUUCCAGGGGAGCGAGACCGGGACAGAGACAGGGACAGUUGCCUGCCUGUCUUCCAGGUUCGUCCCUCCCCGUCCUCCUCUCCUGCACUCCUUCACAGGACCUCUUCCUCAUCCCGUGCGCAGGAGGGCCCCGUGAUCCGGAUCGACCUCCCGAGAAAGCGAUACCCGGCCUGGGAUGCGCACUUUAUCGACCGGCGACUCCGCAAGACCAUUCUGCUUCUGGAGACCACGUCAGCCGUCAGCCCCAGGAUACAGUACAGGAGUAGCAUGAUGGGCAGCAAAGAGGUCUUAGAAUAUGAGACAACUGUCUAAGCCAACAGGGGCUCUUAGACUUAAAAAGUGCGGUCUGGGACCAAGGCUCAGCCUGAGUCCAGUUCUCAUCCCAGGACUACCGUCGCCAGGAGGAGCAUGGAAAGGAAACAAAGAGUGUGAGACAACUCUUUCUAAGAAAAAAAAAAAGGUUGUCAAAACUUGAUUGUAAAAUGUAAAGCGCAAUCUGGGACCAAGGCUCUCCCAUUGGGGCACAGUCCGGGAGUAAGUAGCAUGAAUGAGCCGUGGGAAGUAAAAGGAGUAACACACUGAACUGGGAUAAUCUUCAUCUUUUCUAAAAGCUUGGAGGUGAGAAAUUUAAUCUCUCAUCCUGGGACCAAGGAGUGUUAGAUUUAGUUUCAUCCUGCACGGCCAGAACAGGAUGUAAAAGGAUUUGGGAGCAAUGAAGUUGCGGAGAUAAUUGUGAAACAGUCUGCUGCAUGAACUUAAGCCUCAGACCCCGGAGACUCAACAGAGACUUACCGGGGGAACUGGUAGACACUGGUUGCCAGAGUUUGCACAGGACAUGCAAUCAUUUUGGUUUGGUAGCAGAUCAGACACUGACAGGAAAGCCAUCUCAAAACUAAUGCCUCGUGAUCAAAAGACAACUAGACGAUUAGGUUAAAUCUGGGCUAAAUCUGGUCAAGGAAAAAUAUCUAGUUCUGGUUAGAAAACUAGAUUACAUAUAAUAGAUUAGAUGUGUUUUUGAACAGCACUUAAUUGAGUAUAUUUAAAUAUAUAUUUCAGUGAAUAAAUAUAUUUAAAAUGUGAAUGAAACAAUGACUGUAAUGUAGAUGUCUCACUUUUCAACCACAGUUAGUCCAGUUUUAACCAAAAUGCCUCCAAGACCACCUCACUCUUAAGCUGCCAGAGAGGAUUUUUUCUUUUUUCUUUUUUUUUAUACCAUCAUGCGCCCAAAGGGUUGCAUGUCCCUCUCAAACUUUGGUGACUAUCCUUUAAUCUUACUUUUCGUGGGGACUGAAGAGAAACGCGGUCUCAUACGUUGGGCUCCAGUCUCACGAGAACACAAGGACUCAUGAAAAGUAGGCUGUCAAAUCUCACAGUUUAGGUCCAGGUGGAUUAUAAAAUGUAGGCCUGAGAUACAAGUGAAAACAGUCACCCAUCCAUAUGUGAUUACAAAGGCAGCCAUAGCAAAAGUCCCGCCGUUUACAUCCCAGCUGCAGCGUCACCGCCAACCUGAGAAAUGUCAAAUCCAACAGGACUGGAUGUAGACUGGACGACUUCUGCGAUGGCUUCCAUCACAUGGCAUGCUGUCACUCACCACAAACAGGCCUGUGAUGUACAGUUGAACAAAUACAGAUGUCAGAUAUAAGCUAUUAUAAUAAGCUGUAGUUAGGUGAUGAAUGACUGUUGGGUGAAGAUGCUUCAUUUACUCGUAAGAGUCUAAAUGUUGUCCACUUUUCUUGGAACACAUACCAUGUCGUAGUACCAAGGGCGCCAUGAGCAACCUCAUUAAGCUAUGAAACAUUUUCCAGUGACGAGACGUGUCUUUUCAUCAUGUCAACAGAUCUGAAAGUAUCCGAGAAUGAUUUGGUGGGAAGUGAAAACACUGAAAAAAAAAAAAGAAAAAAAAAGCAGAGCAUGAUGUUUCUGCAUGCUAGCAAUAGCUGACGCUUCAUGUUACAGAUCAUUGACUGUAAAUAAAGAUGGACGACAGCACAGCUCCUCAAAAGUGAAGCCAAAACAUCCUGAUCACCAAACUACAAACUCAAGUGCACAUCGAUUGGUUUCAGUCACUGUAGGUAGUUUUCUAAUCACACUGCUGUUCUGUUCAAAUCUGAGUUCCAACCAUGGCAGGAUGACAGUUCUUGUAUUCGGGAUAUCUGGGCUUCAUUUUUGUACAGUGUCAGAGGUGGAGACGCUUCGUGCAUCUUUAUACACAGUCAGUAUUUCAGAUAGCAUGUUGACAUGGGUUCGGACUUCUUGAGAGGUGAUGUUGUUUACAAAAUAAAACCAUGUACAGGCCUUCGAUGGGGGUAUAAUUUGCAGAUACAGGUUUGGAGUGAUAAAUUACAUCAGCAGAAGGAGAAAAAAAAUGAAACGGUGAGAACUGAUUAGCUCCUCUUUGCGCCUGUUAUCUGCUGUUGUGAUGCCCUGAAGCAACAAGCUAACACUCAUCUGAGCUGAUCAGUUAGCAACUGCAGAGGUUGAAGUUCAAACGCUGCAGCUCCCAGGUGUGAAUGAGUGUUACUAUCAAUUAGAAGCAGCUGGAUGCUGAGAAAGUCAAGCGUGGUCAGCAACAGAACCUGAAGGGAGAACAGUUGAAAAAAAGAAAACGAAAAAAAAAAAAAAAAAACACAUUAGCAUCAAAGCUGUCUUCUGUCCCUUCUCAUAUCACGCGACAGCAUUCUCUUCAGCAGCCUGUUUUUCCAAACGUCUUUUCAAAGACCGUUUUUUUUAUUUAAAAGCCUUCAGGGAUGGUCUGUGCAUUUACCCAGAAAACAUUUAAACCGGUGUUGUGAUUCGUUUUAGAUGAAGGCAGCGGAAAGGUGUUUGCAUUUCUAUGAGCAAUGCACUCAAAAGCAUUUCUUUUAAACACAUUGCAUCCCCCAUGUGACUCUGAUUCAUCCCAAAAAAAAAGCAUGCUCAUCAAAAAAAAAACACACACACAUUUGAAGAUGCAUUUGAGAUGCUGUGCAGCGACGACAGCUCCCAGUUCACGAUGUAGCUAAACUGUUUUGUUUUACUUUUUCAACCCGACAAGCAUUUAGAAGAUGCCGAUGUUCAGGGGGUCGCCGGUUCAUGGUUGACUGACACGAGCACAAAAAACUAAAAAAAAAACUAUGGCACAGUAAAAAGUCAUUUAACCGCUAUUCAGAUUCUCGUUUUGUAAAAGCAUCUUUGGCAUGAUUUUUUUUUUUUUUUUUUUUUAAAUGACAUCUCAACUUUAAUUUUGCGCUUCCCCGCUCCAGAGCUGAUCUAGAUUGUUGUGUCAACAUCUGCAUUUAUUUCAUAGUGUAAAAACUGAUCAUUUUUACAUGAAAAUAAGUGUAACAUCAAAAGAAAUCAGCUGAACAUGUUUGAACCUGUUCACUGUCUCCACUCUGACAGUAGACUGGAUCACUGUUCUGUUUUGGGUGAAGUCUGAAAUUCAAAGCGUUCCCCCCCUUGCUGCCAUCUGGGGCCGACAUGUCUGAUGUCUGAGUGUCCAGGGUGGUUUUAAUUAUCAACGUUAUGCCGAUGAUGCAUGUGUAUAUUUUGAGGUGUUCCUGGAGAAGUAUUUCCAACCUCCUGUACUUUUAGUCGAUGGGUAAGACAAGUCACCAAGAGCUGCUUACGUACUUGCUUUUUAACACUGAGCUCACAUAGAGGAACGCCUGUGACUCAAGACCGAGGCUCGUUAACUUGCUGCAGGAAUGAGUCAUAGAACCCCUAAAUAAGUUAACAUUUUUGCACUUCUGGCUCCCUCAUCUCGAGGUCAGUGGGGUAUGAGUUAGGUGCCUGAAAUAAGGUCUGUGGUCAACACAAGCUUAGGAGAUUUUCACAUUUUCUACCACAUAAAAUAUGCAGUAAAUUUGGACUUUUAAAGCUUUGACGUGUCUCUAAAAAGGGAGGUUGCUAACAAGUGGCUAAAUGUGAAUACAGAAGUUGUCGGGGACAUUAAACAACAUGACGGGACGAAGUAUACUCGCAAAUUUGUAGAUUAAUCAAUUUAUAGUAAAUGGUGUAGAGGUCAGAGGUCUUUUUACUUUCGCCUCAAUUGGUGAAGAUUAUCUUACCGAAUACGAAAGUAUCAUUAAAGCAGCAACUCGUCCUCUUUCACUCAGCGUUAGCGACAGAGCUACUGCUAGCAGCCUGAGGAAUACUACUCUGUCCUCGACACUCUGAUCUCAGUGCCGUGAAAAAGGCAGCGUAAAACAUUUGGUUGUAUUAACGAGUAAUUGCAGAUCUACACUUAAGAAUAUCUACAGUAAUGCUAGUUUAACUAGUGUUUGCCACAGAGUUUACUUUCUGCUAUAAUUCCAAAAUCCAGUUGAAACUGGGGCUGGAGCUGAUGCUAACUUCUGUGUUAGCCUAAAAAUCUAUGUCCUGCCUGCAGCUCUCUACAGGAUAAUGGUUAAUUGUGCAGUUACACCUUGAAAAUGCUUUUAAUCAUUUUCCGAUGGUGUGAACAAUCGGUGCCCUGAAGGAUCAUACAUGGGUUUUCUAUCAUGCACACGCUUAUGUAGCCUACUGACAAAAGCAAGUAUGUAAGCACUCUGACCCUCACAAGGUUUGUGGUUAUUCCCAGUGAAGACACCGAGGGCAAAAAAAUAAAAAAUCCACGUGAGCUCUCUCUGAACGUAUGUUUGUGUCUCCUCUGCAGGGAAACUGUUGUGUUUUAACUCUGGUGGGUAACAGAAAAAAAAAAAAAAUCAACAAUCAGGAAUACAAGUUUCAAAUUGAUAUUCAUAAAUAAGGGUGUUAUUAUCCUGACGGUGUUGUGUUCUGCCUGGACUUGUGGACGUUGGUACAGUGGUGACAGUCACUGCGAUGUUAAUGGUGCUGAAAACGACUCUACGUCGACACUGAUUAUGUCAUGUCGAACAUGAUAGGCUAAUGUACAGAUAACGCAUCAAACACCCAAUCACGGGGCCGAGGGCGAGGCUUCGCUUCCUCUGAUUGGGUAACGAAGCCGUCCUUUGUCGUUGAGGUAAAAUAACAGUUAAAAGUGGUGCGCUGAAUAUAUAUCGACUUGAACAAAUCAUGUUAAAAAGUAAACAGUGAGUUUAAAAAAACUCAUAUCAUCUUUUAUUAAUUGAUGCAAGUAUUUAUGUUUAUUUAUUUUUGUAUUUGUUUUAUAUCUAUUUAUCUAUUGUUUACUCACUCGGUGGCCAUGUCUUUGGUAUGACUCUUAUAUUAAGAUGUAAAAAGUGAAAAUAGAUUUUUUUUUACUCAUUCUAUAUAUCUGUAUAUACCAGCGUGGCGCUAUACUAGGACGUGUGCGUAUGAGUAUGUGUGCUUUUGGUUUGUAUGUGUGUGUAUUGUAUGUACAGUAUGUAUGUAAGGAUGUGCUCUAAGUUUUUUUGAUAAUGCUGCUUAAACAUCCUCCGAGUGAACGAGCAGAAAAAUAGAAAAAAAAAAAAAAAACAGUGGUGAAAAAUAUCUAUGACGCUGUUAAGAAAAAAAAAAAGAACUCAACAAGCUGUGCUGAUAACUGUAGAUGGGAACAAUACUGUAGUAAACAUGGCUGAACAGCCGUCCAAAAAUAAA
This is a messenger RNA of Acanthopagrus latus (yellowfin seabream), 7526 nucleotides long. It is a transcript of the gene xkr7b, whose product is annotated as XK, Kell blood group complex subunit-related family, member 7. Gene Ontology annotation, biological process: phosphatidylserine exposure on apoptotic cell surface; engulfment of apoptotic cell; apoptotic process involved in development. The transcript is spliced from 7 exons. Bases 495 to 2315 code for a protein of 606 amino acids. Lineage: Eukaryota; Metazoa; Chordata; Actinopteri; Spariformes; Sparidae. The record is from RefSeq and is a predicted model, not a curated record. Gene Ontology annotation, cellular component: plasma membrane.